AUGGAUAAUUUAAAAAGUAAAAAUAAAGGAAAUGGUGGCGGUGAUCAUGAUAAUUAUGGUAAUGAUAAUGAUAAAUUCAAUGUAUUAUCAGAUAAAUUUGAUGCAUUAUUAGCAUUAAAGAAUCCACAAUUAGUUUCCCUACCAUUUCCAAAAAUAAAACCAUUAGAUAAUAUUCAUAAGGCAAGAAUAUUAUUACCACCUAGUGAUGAAAAUUAUGUUCAAAUAAAGAAACCACCUACUCAACCUAUAAAUAAUAUCAAUAUUACAUCAUUGAACAACAACAACUCAUCCACAACAACCAAUACUUCUCCUCCUAUUGAAUCAACACCAACCACAACAACCACAACAACCACCACUACAACCACAAGCACUACCUCAACAAAUUCAAUAGCUUCAAUAGUAGAAACAACAACCACAACAACAACAAUAAGAAAGAAAAACACAAAUGAAGAUCAUAAAAUUUUAAAGAAUAUUUCAAAUAAGUUUACUGAUGGACCAUUGUCAUUAUUAAAGAGAGCAUUAGAAAGUAAAUCAAAGAUUAAAGUUAUGAUACGUGGUACUAAUUGUAUUAGAGGUUAUUGUAGAGGCUAUAUUAUUGCUUUCGAUAAACAUAUGAAUAUCAUAUUACGUGAUGUUGAAGAAGAAUAUGACUUAUUAAAAUCAUUACCAUCAACAAGAAACCAAAAUCAACCAAUUCAACCAAAAAUAAAAAGAUAUUAUGGUCAAUUAUUUAUUAAAGGUGAUACUGUUGUUUCUGUUAUAUUAAUAGAUUAA
Dictyostelium discoideum AX4 is the source of this 774-nucleotide messenger RNA. RefSeq lists its product as hypothetical. Gene Ontology annotation, molecular function: U7 snRNA binding; RNA binding. The transcript has a single exon. The coding region runs from base 1 to 774 and encodes 257 amino acids. The record is from RefSeq and is a predicted model, not a curated record. Gene Ontology annotation, cellular component: nucleus. NCBI's taxonomy places the organism in Eukaryota, Evosea, Eumycetozoa, Dictyosteliales, Dictyosteliaceae.